Molecule: messenger RNA, 2812 nt
Organism: Glossina fuscipes
Lineage: Eukaryota; Metazoa; Arthropoda; Insecta; Diptera; Glossinidae
Product: E3 ubiquitin-protein ligase Iruka-like
Exons: 1
Coding region: 241-1011 (256 amino acids)
Biological process (GO): ubiquitin-dependent protein catabolic process; protein ubiquitination; positive regulation of DNA-templated transcription
Cellular component (GO): nucleoplasm; cytoplasm
Molecular function (GO): ubiquitin protein ligase activity
Source: RefSeq, a predicted model, not a curated record
GUAAAAAAUUCAAAAAUGAGGUAGAAACGAUUUGUGAAACUGUAAAAUAUCAAAGACAGCAAGCUUGCGAACUUAGUAUACAACGAAAAAAACGUCAAAUAUGUCAACGAAGAAAAUUUUUUUUGAAUGACGCGUACUUUUCGAUAUAUUGAAAAGCGAAUUAAUAUCAAUCGGAAUAAUAGAAAAAAAUUCGUAACUACUCCCACAAAGUGCUACUAAAAUUAAUACGAUUGCUGUCAAAUGGCUGAAGCGGUCACGGAUGAACGAGAUGGAACGCCAGCGCAUUUCUAUUGUCAUAUGUGUGUUGCGGAAAUAGGUGCGCCGAAUAUAGAUUUCACAUGUCCUUUGUGCGCUGGAGGUUUUAUCGAAGAACGACUACCUCCUAUUCCUAAUAUCUCAAUUAAUGUCGCUGGGGAUGGCUCUAUUGAGCAAUCAAUAUCAUUCGAUAUGGAUGCAUUACUAAAAGAAUUGGCCGCAUCAUUUGGUUCGGACGGCGAAGCCAAUUUGGAAAUAUCCAUUGAUACGGGCAACGGUCGGGCCGAUACUGUAAAUAAUUUAGUUACUGUAACGGGUAAUUUUGAUAAUGAUGUAAGUGAUAGAGGGCGAGUACGUCCGACCUUACGUUUUGAUGUCGAAGUGCAAGCAACUGGCGGACAGCAAAUGGUUUCUAUGGAUAAUUUGAGUGAUAAUGCUUUGGGUCGCGAAGGUCUAGACGCCAUUGUUAUGCAAUUUUUGAAUCUAAUGGAAUUUUCGGGGCCACCUCCCUUGCCUCGCCACAAAAUUGAUGAAAUACCUAAAAUUGGAAUAACUGAAGAUGUGGUAAAUGAAAAGCAACAAUGCUCAGUAUGCUGGGAAUAUUUUAAAUUAGAAGAGACGGUGCGUAGAUUGUCAUGUUUUCAUUUGUAUCAUGAAGAUUGCAUUGUUCCAUGGUUAGUCUUGCAUGGAACUUGUCCAAUAUGUCGUAAAUCGCUGAUCGAUGGUGACAAGAAGGACGCCGUUAAUGCGGACUAACGCGAACACACUGGCACUAAUACCUUUCCCAUGCAGGCCGUACCACGUGAAACUGAAACAACUGAUAUCGCUAAUGAGAUGACAUUGGAAGUUGCGAAUACAACAGCAAUUAAUAACACGAGCAUCGAAGACGGUGGCAACAGAGCAUCAUCUGAUCAGCGAUCAUGUCUUUUCAUGUGUGUAUUUGAAGAAAUGGAUUUUUUCGAUAACGAUUCGGAUUAAAUACAUAUCUCUUUCUGAAAUGGAUAAGAACAGCUCAGCUCAAGUUCUUAAGCUAUGCGGUAACAUUGCAUUUAUCAUAAAUUCGGACAAAAUUUAAAAAUUUUUAAAAUGGAUUUCGUGUACAAUUUCUAACACAAAAAAAGAAAGGAUAAAACAAAUAAAAAAUUUUGCACUUCAUGUAUGAUUUUAAGCUACAAUAAAUAACUGCUUCUUACAACUUUAUCUCAUAGGUGUUUUUAUUUUUCAGUUAGUCCGUAAAAAGAGUGCUGCCAAACGUCAAAUAUUAAGGUGACCAGAAAGAGCUCUUUUUGCACGGAAAGCGGGUAGAUUUUUACUCGUCAAUUCCUUUCGAAACUCAGCUCAACUCGAGAGAAGCUUUCGUAACACAAGGCAGAUAUAUCAAUACACUGAAUUAUUUUACUUAAAUUUGAAAUGUGAUGAUGUUACGCGGAUAUUUUAAUGUUUCGUUUUCCCGUCCUAUUAUAAUGCAAAAAAUUUUUGAGUUCAUAUUUAGCCCGAGUUCGUUAAGAGAUAAAAAAAACUGACAUACUUCGAAGUCAUUAAGAUUAGAUGUAAAAAAAUUUGUACCUCAGGUUGAAUGAAUAUUCAGUAUGCAUCUUAUUGAUAUUUUCGGAAUAUACUUAAAAUACAGCCACAUAUAAAACAAGUGAGUAAAUUAUAUUCGGCAGGUAUCAAAUCUUGUGUAUCCACCCCCAUCCAUAUUAAAGUACUAACCUUUAUCAACGUUAUCAAGUUAUUAUUAAGGAGUCCUUUGAUCGAUUUGGUAUUCAUUUUCAAUAUCGACCUCAGUGCGGUAGAGAUUACUUUGUCGUAGCUAUAGUCAACGCUCAGUCGGUGAAGGCGGAACACAUGUCGACUGGGCUGACAUUCAUGAGUCGGCACCUACCACCUUCGUAUUUCUUUCUUUUUCUUUCGCUUCCGUCAUGUCUUUCGGUCCGUCACUGCGCUACGCGAAUAGGGGACACCUUCCCGAGUGAUUGAUCAUAUAAAAAAAAACUUUUUUUUUUGAAUUUUAUAUGCAGAAGAAUGCUAACAGCACACUACACACAGACGGACAUAUAGAUACACGGAUACGAAGAGGGGCGGACAUGGCUAUAUUGCCUACGGAAAGCUUCCUUUCAGGCAUUGCAAACAUUAUGGUAAGUUAAGUAUGCCCCCCUCAUUCAGGAAUUAAGAUAAAAAUUGUUUAAGUUUGCGAUAAUGAAAAUUUGAAUGUGUAGCGCGCAUAUAGCUUCUCUGUUACGUCUUUGUGGAAUGUUUGUAAAUGUUACCAAUGGUCCAGGAAAUUACAGUUGAUGUUAUAAGUUCAAAUGAAAUGCAAACCAAAGCCGAUUUCAAAACACUAACUUAGCUAAGAUUCUUUUAAAUAUUUAUACUCACAAUUAUACAAUACGUUAUGCUGGUUUCGCUCUUUAACGAAGUAAAACUGUAUUGGUAUUGGACACUUUCAAGAGAUUGUGAUCAUAAGAAUUCAUAGAAAACAUGCAUAAUUACAGAAUAUCUUUACUAAUAACAUGGACAUGGAAAUUGUUAAUAGUCCGUAGAUAAUUAAAACACA